Messenger RNA from Chelmon rostratus (copperband butterflyfish), 3120 nucleotides. RefSeq names its product host cell factor C2 (gene hcfc2). NCBI's taxonomy places the organism in Eukaryota, Metazoa, Chordata, Actinopteri, Chaetodontiformes, Chaetodontidae. Bases 14 to 2287 code for a protein of 757 amino acids. The transcript is spliced from 17 exons. The record is from RefSeq and is a predicted model, not a curated record. Gene Ontology annotation, biological process: chromatin remodeling; regulation of DNA-templated transcription. Gene Ontology annotation, molecular function: transcription coactivator activity; protein binding. Gene Ontology annotation, cellular component: histone methyltransferase complex.
CUCGGCGAGGAAGAUGACCCCGGGCACCGAGGAGCCGCAGUGGAGGAAAGUUCAUUCCGUUACAGGAGUGACACCGCGGUCCAGACACGGACACCGAGCAGCUGCAAUACGGGAGCUGAUUAUUGUGUUCGGUGGUGGAAACGAAGGGAUAGCGGAGUACCUACAUGUUUACAACACUGUUUCAAAGCAGUGGUUUCUGCCUGCGGUGAGGGGGGACAUCCCGCCUGGCUGUGCUGCCCAUGGCUUCAUCUGUGAAGGCACUCGAAUACUGGUCUUUGGUGGCAUGGUUGAGUUUGGUAAAUAUACGAACACCCUCUAUGAACUUCAGGCUAAUCGCUGGCUGUGGAAGAAGCUGAAGCCCAGAGCACCCAGGAAUGGCUUGCCUCCCUGCCCUCGGAUUGGGCACAGCUUCACUCUUGUGGGCAACAAAUGUUACCUGUUUGGAGGGCUGGCCAAUGAUAGUGAAGAUCCCAAUGGCAAUGUACCAAGAUACAUGGGGGACUUCUAUGAGCUUGAGCUGCAGUCUGUAUCGGGGGCAAGAGGCUGGAGCAUCCCAGAGACGAAGGGUGGGGGUCCUUCUGCACGGGAGUCCCACACCUCGGUUGCCUAUAUUGGCCUUGGCUCCCCGAAGCUCUAUAUCUUUGGAGGGAUGCAAGGAUGCCGGUUAGACGACCUCUGGCAGCUUGACCUCGACACAAUGGUUUGGUCGAUGCCUCAAACCAGGGGUUCCACAUCGUUUCCCAGAAGCCUUCACUCUGCUAGUGUCAUUGGAAACAAGAUGUAUGUUUUCGGUGGCUGGAUUCCAGUUCCAGAGUCAGACAAACACAGUGCUUUAGGGAUUGAAUGGAUCUGCACUAACUCCUUAAGUGUGCUCAACUUAGACACUAUGAGCUGGCAGAACCUGGGCCCAGAGCAGCAGGACGAUAUCGAGUCCCAGCUGCAGAGCCAGGGACCCCAGAGUGAUGACCCAUACGCAUGUUGGCCCCAAGCCAGAGCUGGCCACUGUGCUGCUUCUGUCGGGUCCAGGCUUUACAUUUGGAGCGGUCGAGACGGAUAUCGUAAGAGCUGGAACUACCAGGUGUGCUGCAAGGAUCUCUGGUACCUGGAGACAAAUCGACCAGCCAUUCCAGAGGCUGUGUUACUCAUCAAAUCCACAGUCAGCAUGCUUCACGUGGCGUGGCGCCCCCUGGCGGCAGCAGACUGCUACAUCCUUCAGCUCCAGCCUGUGUGUACUGCAGCCAGUCAUCCACCAGCCAAACAAAGUGGAACACAUGGAGUGGAGGGGAAGGAUAAAGACUCUGCAGGUGUCCAGUCCAAUCAACUUCAAACUGAGGGAGCAGCUAAUAAAGAAGCAAAAGCAUCAGCUCAGGAUGCUCCGGCACAGCAGGAAACUACAGUAAAAUCGGCCAGUGGCUCAGCAGAGACCCAAGCACAAGGAGGGAGGAGUACUGGGAGAGGGACAGUGGAGGACUCUGAUACAAAGCGCUGCAGUGCUGGACAGGAGACGUCACGAACAGAGCUCAGCAGCUCAGCUCAACAGCAGUCAGAGGGACAACCUGUUUCAGCUGAGAAGACAACAGAUCAGAAUCCAGAUGAAGCAGUGUGGUUUGAUGUUGGUGUGUUCAAAACGCUUUUCUCUGAGGUCAGCCACUACUUUGUACCUGCUGACGGCGACCAGGCGCCUGCAGCCAUCAGCAGUCGACCCUCAAAUACUAAAGAGAGAAAGCUGCCCGGGCCUCAGGACUACCAGGGCAGAGAGAAGCAGGAACUGGCUCCAGGUCAGACUUACAGGUUCAGAGUUGCAGGUAUCAACUGCUUUGGCGCGGGAGACUUCAGCCCAGUCAGCGAGUUCAAAACCUGCACGCCUGGUUUCCCUGGAGCGCCCUGUGCUGUCAAAAUUACCAAGGCCAACGAUUCAGUCCACAUCACGUGGGAGGCUCCCUCCUCUCCAUCGGGCCGCAUCCUGGAGUAUUCCAUGUACAUGGCGGUGAGGAAGAGCCGCUCCAACAGCACAGACCGUCCGGGUCAGAUGGCCUUCAUCAGGAUCUACCGCGGCACCAAGACGUCCUGCACGGUCAACUCCACCAACAUGGACAACGCCCACAUCGACUGCUCCGCCUCCAACCGGCCAGCUGUCGUCUUCCGCAUAGCUGCCAAGAACGAGCAGGGCUAUGGCCCAGCGACGCAGAUCCGCUGGAUUCAAGAUCCCUGUAAAUUGCGAGCAUCUGCAUCCAAAGCAGACAACAGUACUGAGGCUGACCAGGACGCUGCAGACAGCUCCAGUUAAAAAUAUUUGAACCAAGGACAUAUUUUGGAAAAGACAAUAUGUACACUCAGGAAGCUGGCAAUGUUCCCCACUCAGAUGUUGUAUAUUACCUAGAUAGUUUUGUUAAUUUAUUUUUUUUAUGUAUUUAAUUAUUCCCCUGUAAAUAAGCAUUUUCAUAGGAAGCUUGACCACUUGGCCAUUUCAGUAAAAUAAGUGUUUUGUUGAGCAAUAUGUAAUAUGAUGUAGCCCAAGCUAGAAAUACGAUUUCAGAUCUAAAACUCUUCAAAGGUUGGAGAUACUUUCUGUUAUUUUCUACUAUCCAGCACUAAUUAUUCCUACAUUAUGUCAUGUUUUUGAAGGAAACACUGAUGGUAAGAUCUUUUUUUUAUCAUUGACCACUUUUAUCAUCCUAUUGACACUGCGAGGUUACAAAAUACCAAUUAUCUCUGCAGUGGAAUGUUAUUGUUGUUUUAUAAUCAGAUUAUUUCCUAUGAUUCAGGUCUUUGUCCGUGUGUUUUGCCAUGUUACUACAAACAUUUCCUGUAUCCAUUACAUUUGUUGUUUUUGAAUUUUGUUGCAUCUCUAUUAUCAUUAUCAUCACCAGAUCAUUUACACGUUUAAAGGUCCAGUGUGUAUGAUUUAUGGGAACUUGUCAGAAAUUGAAUUUAAUAUUCAUUAGUUUUCAUUUUGGGUUUUUAGCUUCCACCAGGGGAGGGAUGAGGCAUGGGGUAUUCAGUUCAGCAACCUCACUGCUACCUGCCACUAAAUCCUACACACUGGUCCUAUCAGUUAAAAAAAUAUUUCAGGCCCUGUUCAAAAACUUGAGGCACUACUAACAUUUCUGAUUAUUAAAG